AUGUCCCGUCGAAAUGGAUACACCACAUUUUUUGCUGUAUUAUCCGUGUCACUUCUCCUUUACAUCAGCUUCAUCAGUACUCCGUCGACAACGUCUUUCAGACUCGGAGGGAAUUCGGCAGUGGAUAAGGUCUACAAAAAUUAUAGUGCCUGGCAUAAUUGCUUGAAAAACAAUAUAUCGAGUAUGGAGGGAAAUCCUGAUGCCCUCUGGGGAAACUUGUGGAGAGGAAUCAAGCUAUGUGAGGUUAUCCCGGAGAUGAAGGGACUAUUCAUUGGUGACUACCCGAACUCUGAUGAGACCAAAAGACAUAUUGUACCGAAGAUGCAACUUCCAAGUGUAAUCGUCACAUUAGGAAUAGGUCAUGAUACUGGAGCCGAAGAAAAACUAAUCAAGGGUCUUCCACACGGAUCCGAAUUUUUUGGAGCCGAUCCGAUGCAUGAAAUCAACGAGGACCUCUACACAAAACUUCCUGGAAAAUAUUUCCCAUUUGCUGUCGGAGAAUCAUCUGGAUUUGCUGAGGCCAGUGUACUCAUUAAUACAACAUACACCACUAAAACCGUGGUCAAUGUGGACAUUAUUUAUUUUUUAAAGAAUUUGGUCAAAAGAAAUUUCAUCGAUGACAUCUGGAUUGACGGGGAAGGUGCUGAGUACGGACUCUUCGACCACUUUUUCAAUGGUGGAAGAUUCGAUGAGAAUGGAAUUACAUUCUGUCAAUUCAAUAUUGAGAUUCACGCACCGGAUACUCUACAAAAGAAACUCUUCCAUGACUUCAUUUUCAGGUUGUUGAAGGACGAGAGAUAUGCAAUUUAUCGACCAGUACAAGGCCAUCACAUGCGUCUAUUCAUGCUCAAUUUCGGCAACGAAGAAUGUGUCUACAAGUACAUUCUCUAG
Messenger RNA from Caenorhabditis briggsae, 891 nucleotides. Bases 1 to 891 code for a protein of 296 amino acids. NCBI's taxonomy places the organism in Eukaryota, Metazoa, Nematoda, Chromadorea, Rhabditida, Rhabditidae. The record is from RefSeq and is a predicted model, not a curated record. The transcript has 7 exons.